AUGAAGUGUGUUUUGCUCCUCCUAGCUGUUGCCUCGUGCUCUGUUCACGCUAAUAGUGAGGAAGAACUAAAUAAGCUUACAACUCAAGUUCGCUCAGAACUAAGUGCUUACUUUGAUGAGGCUCAGUUUAAAAAGGCUUUUGGGUUUUUGUUGGAACAUUAUACGAGUUCAAAUGAAAUCAAAGCUGCAGCCGUGGAUAUGUACAAGAAAGUUAGAGAUGAUGUUCUCACUUCCGAGCAGAGAAUUCAAAUAUCUAGGAGUAUAGCAGAUGCUGCUGAAUCCCUUGGAGGUGUUGAUCAACUGAAAAAGCUGGUUUAUCAUGCUCUCGACAAAUUCAUAGAUUUCUUUAAUCCUCAGCUUGUUGAGGACAGGAAACAGUUUGCUGAGUUGAAGCAGAACGGCAAAUCUACUGAUGAUGUGAAUUCUUCUGGAUAUCAGAAGCUAGCCGGGUACUGGAACAAGAGUUAUGGACAAAAAGUUAUUGAUGUUGUUAAAUGUUCCAUGAGCGAGAAGGAUUGGAAUAUUGUAACCAAGGAUGCUGCUUCAUACAUGUUUGUUAAUAACUUUGAUAUGACAUAUCAUUGUUGA
Molecule: messenger RNA, 588 nt
Organism: Auanema sp. JU1783
Lineage: Eukaryota; Metazoa; Nematoda; Chromadorea; Rhabditida; Rhabditidae
Source: the annotation of a GenBank genome assembly